GAGGCGGCCCGCGCGCCCCGCCGGCUGGUGGUUGCCGGGGGGUCGGGGUGGGGAGGGGCGGUCUCCCCGCCUGGCGCGGGGCCUGCGGGGCAGCCGUGGCGGCCGCCGGGGACCGCAAGGGGCGGCGCCGAGGAGGAACGGGCCGUCCGCGCGCCGCGCAGGAAGCGCCAAGCAUGCCCCGUGACAACAUGGCCUCCCUGAUCCAGCGCAUCGCCCGCCAGGCGUGCCUCACCUUCCGCGGCGGCCCCAGCGGCUCCGAAGCUCCCGCGCCGGGCUUCCCCGAGAACCUGAGCCAGCUGAAGAGCCUGCUGACCCAGCUGCGCGCCGAGGACCUCAACAUCGCGCCCCGGAAGGCGCUGCCGCAGCCGCUGCCGCGCCACCUCCCGCCGGUCACCUACAUGCACAUCUACGAGACCGAGGGCUUCAGCCUGGGCGUGUUCCUGCUCAAGAGCGGCACGUGCAUCCCCUUGCACGACCACCCGGGCAUGCACGGUAUGCUCAAGGUGCUCUACGGGACGGUACGCAUCAGCUGCAUGGACAAGCUGGACGCGGGUGCGGGGCCGCGGGCGCCACCGCCCGAGCAGCAGUUCGAGCCGCCGCUGCAGCCCCGGGAGCGGGAGGCCGUGCGGCCCGGCGUGCUGCGCUCCCGGGCCGAGUACACCGAGGCCAGCGGGCCCUGCGUGCUCACGCCCCACCGGGACAACCUGCACCAGAUUGAUGCGGUGGACGGGCCCGCCGCCUUCCUGGACAUCCUGGCCCCACCCUACGACCCGGACGACGGCCGGGACUGCCACUAUUACCGUGUGCUGGAGCCCAUCAGGCCCAAGGAGGCCUCCAGCUCGGCCUGCGACCUGCCCCGAGAAGUGUGGCUCCUGGAGACCCCACAGGCCGAUGACUUCUGGUGCGAGGGAGAGCCCUAUCCAGGCCCCAAGGUUCUACCUUGAAGUGCCCGCUGCCCAGCAACUGUGGGCCAAAGAUGUGCCCUGCCUUGCUCAAGAAAGGCCUGGCUGCCUGCGACCUGCCAUAAGGGCUCCUCUCUCUGUCCCCUCUCCUGAGCGAUGGAUCGAUCUACUGGAGUGACCAGCGCCUCAUCUUGGGCAACCUUGGGGAGCACGGCCCACUGGAGUACAGCCACCGGGCACGGUUAGGGGGGCGGGUGGGGGGGAGGCUAGGUUGCUUCCUGGUACUGUCACUGCCACCAAGGUUUUGAUUGAAGGGAGUGGGGCAGGGGACCCUACAGCGCUUCCAUACUAAAGCCAUAAUGAAAAUAUCCUUGUUUCUCAUUCUCUACAAAAUACACUAAAUGGUUUUGAAGCUCUCCUCCCUUUGGUGACUAAGAUCUGUUUUCUCUCCUGCCCAUUGGACCUUUUGUUACUUGAUAAUUUAUUACUGAUUGUGCAUGACCUUGAAUUGUUUUUUAGUUCAGGCCAUUGGUAAAAAAAAAAAAAAAAAGAAACAAAAACCAAACAAAACUGAGUUUCUAAAGUGAGCAGAUCUGAAAAGAUACCUUUCCCCGCACUGGGGUCCAUUCUCUCAACUCUGCGUGGGGAGGACGAUUUCUUUCCUCCCCUGGCCUAGUAGCCACAUUUGGUGUUCUCAGGUAGCCUUUAGUAAGAAGCUGACACAUGUGAAUUCCCUGAGGCCAGGACCUUAGAGCUCGCCUUCCCCUGGAGUCUCCAGAUCUGUCAGCAAAACCGUUUUGCUGUUGGGGGAAUCACCUUGAAAGCAAAGACUGUUUUAUCCUCGAGUGACUUUUUUCUUAAUGUACUUCAAAGGUGAUACAGUGGAUUCAGAGGAGCUGAAUCUGUUGUGCUUCCAAAUAACUGAAUGUAAGGCCCCCUGGCCACCUGCUGAAUUCCAUACUAUUUACUUCCAGCAUCUUCCAGCAUCCACCUGGACUUUGACUUUAAUUUUUUUUUUUUUUUUUUUUUUGCAUUCUCCCAGGAACCCUGCUGAGGGCUGUGGUUCCAGCUCUGUUGCUGGGUUUAGUAUCCCAGCCCUCCCUUAAACAAGAGCCACUGAUGGCUACUGAUGGCCCUUCCUGUAGGAAGAGGUAGAAGACAUGUAGUACCCUGGGAAGGGUUCUGAAUGUAGGCUGCCUGCCAAGCAGGCAAGAAGCUCAGUCCUCAGCACUACAUAAACCAAGUGUGGCACACACAUAACUCCAGCAUUUAGGAAGUAGAGACAGGAGGAUUAGAAGUUCAAGGUCAGCCUUGGCUACAUAGUGAAUUUGAGAGGAGUUUUGAAUACAUGAGACACUAACAUAAAUGUGUGUGUGUGUGUGUGUGUGUGUGUGUGUACACACAUGUAUAAUGGAUACUUGGGAUAGACAAUUGAGAAUUUAGCCAUUUUAGGGCACCAAGAUCAGAGAUUAAACCCUUGUGCCAACUCUUGCAACAAACACUAGCAGCUCUCUGCAGCAUUAUCACCGGCUAAGUACCUUUACCUCGUUUACAGAUGUGUUGACAACGUAGCUUCUGGCCAUGGAGCACUGGUUCUCCCUUUUUACUGUUUAUAGGGUUCCUUUUUAUCACAGGCCUUUUCAUAAAGACAAACUGAGAAAUGAAAGGUGUCCAGCUGUCUUCUAAGCCCUCUUGAUUGCUCAUGUGGCAAUAGAAGUCUAAUAUCUGUAAUAAAUGGACACUUACUAUCAAGGGUGGCUAGUGUUUGUUGACCUGGUAGGGAAACUGCCUUUGACCCCACGUAUCCAGGUUACACAGACCCAGGCUGACGGCCUGUUUGUUCCCAGUCAUCAAAGCGGUCCAAAAAAGCAAAUCAUUGAUGAUGUGGCUUGUGUUUUUUUUUUUUUUUUUUUUUUGGUUUGUUUGUUUGUUUUAAUAAAAAUGGAAACAACAGGCCAGUGAAACCCGGUUGUAAAUCUGACACAGGUACACCACCAAGCACUUCCACCAGGCCUGCUAGAGUCGGGUUGCCUCCCAUCUAGGUGUUUAAAACGUCUGUGGAUCCCUGGGAAGCAGCCCUCUGAGCCAUUCCUUUGGAAGUCUAGAUAGUAAGUGAUGGUUUUAAACUUGACGGUUGUUUUUUCAUAGACUAGCAAUGAGUGUAGGUUUUCAGCUACAUACAGUUUUUGAAUGGUAGUAAAGGUUGAUUUUUUUUGAAUGGUAGCAAAGGUUGAUUCUUUUACAAAGAUUGUUCAGUCGUGUGUAUGUUACAGGGUACUUUGAGGUACUUUAAGCUAGCCUGUAAGAACCUAGCCUGGAACUAGGCUAGUAAUAAAAGUUAUUAUGAAAGCCUCAAUUGCAAAGAAGGAGGGGAAUGUUAAAGGUCUGUUAUAAGCAAUCUGGAAGGAAAAAACUAAGGUGCUCUUCAAAAGAAUAACUGAAAUUGUUCUGGGCUAAAACAGCAAUACUGUUCCUCAUCCGUUCAAUAAGAACAGUGGAACUGUUGUCUCACUAAUACGUUGAGUAAACUUAGGGUGAAAACAGUGUAACUUGUUUUAAUGAGGCACUGUGGAAAGAAUAUGCUCAUUACCAAGAUAAAAUGUGCAAGAAAAUCUUUGCACUUCUAUGCAUAAACUCUUAGCUGUAACUGCUGCCAUUGUGUUUCCACAUAGGUCUACACUAGAUUGUGGUCUAGAAACUGGGAUAAAAGUUUCUUUCUCCUUUCCUUCGGGAAGACCAAUGAGCACAAUGGUAUUAGUCACUUAAGUUUUCUGAUGAAUAAUAAAUGCAAUAACUGCAGCUCAUGGAUGAGAAUCUGUCUGUCUGUCUAAAUACUCUGAAGCUUUUAAAUUUCAUAGUUAUAUCAGUGACCACUUAUAUUGAUGUAAGAUUUUUCUUACCUUCCUACUCCUUUGAGAAUUGAUGGGUUAAAUACCAAAUGCUGCUGAUUAAAUGAAAAAGCCUGCCUUUUAAGUAAUAAUGUGUUUUCUCAGUAAGAGUGAGUUCUCUGACUUUUUAACAUGACUAGAGUCUCACUAUCAAAAUCACACCUUUCCUUCUCCCUCUGCAUUGUCUUGUAGUUUCCUCGAUCUUGACAUCUGGGGAGGACUUUGCCCACUCCUAUUACAAAUGAGCCCUCUGCUUUAGCUCUCCUGCCCAGCAGAGAAGCAAUGCAUCCCCACUUCAGACCUCUGCCUUUGCCGUUCAACUAUCCUGACAGCAUUUACUCCUAGACCUGCAGUCCUGAAGUCAGAGCUUAGGGUUACACAGAUGUUCCAAAUGCUCAUUGGUCUAUUGCAUUGAGGUUUCUGCUGUCAAAGAAAGAUAAUUUGUUAAUGAUAACCCAAGCUUUAAAUGCAGGGGUGUUUACGUUUCUGAGUAAAAUCUGUGUACUUACGGGAAAUAAAGGCAUGUUUAAAAUGA
This is a messenger RNA of Peromyscus leucopus (white-footed mouse), 4325 nucleotides long. RefSeq names its product 2-aminoethanethiol dioxygenase (gene Ado). Bases 174 to 944 code for a protein of 256 amino acids. Gene Ontology annotation, molecular function: oxidoreductase activity, acting on single donors with incorporation of molecular oxygen, incorporation of two atoms of oxygen. Gene Ontology annotation, cellular component: mitochondrion. The record is from RefSeq and is a predicted model, not a curated record. The transcript has a single exon. NCBI's taxonomy places the organism in Eukaryota, Metazoa, Chordata, Mammalia, Rodentia, Cricetidae.